AUGUCAAGAAAAGCAUACUAUUAUGCUGUAAGAAAAGGCCAAAACAUAGGAAUCUACCACUCAUGGAAUGACUGUCAAAGACAGGUCUCUGGUUAUUCCAAUGCUGAGUUUAAGAAGUUUUCCAGCGCAGCAGAAGCUCAAGACUAUUUGAACCAAAGCUCAAUUGAUAAAACGGCUAGUAGUCGAAACAGUUCAACUCACUCAUUACCUUUCACAUCUACUAAUCGGCUUCUUACUUCGAACAGUGGCGUCUCUAAAGUCACCAAACCAAUAAAUCACGGGGUCGCUACAAAUCAUGGCCCAUUGCUGAAUCGUGAACUGAUUUCUGAUGAACUAUGUUUCAACCAUGAAAUAAUCUACACUGAUGGCGCCACGCGGGGAAAUGGAAAAUUUGGUGCAAAGGGCGGUUACGGGGUAUUCUUCAAGGAGAAUGACCUUAGAAAUAUUUCGAAGCCAUUGACUGGAGUCCAGACUAAUCAAAGGGCUGAACUUUCAGCGGUUAGGGAUGCUUUGAUCAUUAUUGAAAAAGAUUUAGCAAGUGGGUCAAAAAAGCACUACACAAUCAGGACAGAUUCACGAUACACAAUAAACUCCAUCACCAAAUGGGUCACUAAAUGGAAGCAGAACGAUUGGAGAACUGCAACAGGCCCUGUACAAAACAGAGACCUAAUAGAACCCUGUACAAAUCUUAUCGAAUCUGUCAAUUCGAAAUAUAAGGAGCUAGGUAUGCCCCCUUUGAACAUUGAAUACGUGAAAGGCCACUCCGGGGAUUAUGGGAAUGAAAUGGCCGACAAACUGGCCACUGCUGGAGCUGAUAGAGCUUAA
Molecule: messenger RNA, 825 nt
Organism: Komagataella phaffii GS115
Lineage: Eukaryota; Fungi; Ascomycota; Pichiomycetes; Pichiales; Pichiaceae
Product: Ribonuclease H1
Exons: 1
Coding region: 1-825 (274 amino acids)
Biological process (GO): DNA replication, removal of RNA primer
Molecular function (GO): magnesium ion binding; RNA-DNA hybrid ribonuclease activity; nucleic acid binding
Source: RefSeq, a predicted model, not a curated record